This is a messenger RNA of Ceratosolen solmsi marchali, 2606 nucleotides long. Its product is annotated as vacuole membrane protein 1. The record is from RefSeq and is a predicted model, not a curated record. NCBI's taxonomy places the organism in Eukaryota, Metazoa, Arthropoda, Insecta, Hymenoptera, Agaonidae. Bases 288 to 1745 code for a protein of 485 amino acids. The transcript is spliced from 7 exons.
GCAUUGACACGAUGUAUGUAUGCCGCCUUUGGUGUCCUAAACGCCAAGAGUUCGGCGAGGUAGUGGUGAUCUCUUUUCUACAACUGUACACUUUGUAAAUGUAUCUGGUUCAAAGUUGACGGUUCGAUAUUUAAUUAAUAAUUGUCGUGCAUAUGAUAUUGUGCAGGUGAAUCUGAAUUAAUACAUAUGGAAGUAUGUGUGCCAAGCUGUAAUUCAGCAGUUGUGAUUCAUUAUUCAUCAGCUUUUCAUUUAGUCUCUUCAAACGACAGUAUUUAUUGCAUCAACCAAUGGUGAGGAAACGUGUAAAGCGAAAGGCAACUGCUGUAAGCAGUACUACUGCUUCAGGAGUUUUGGAAAAUAUUGAAAAAACUUCUAUUCAGGUGUAUAACCAAGACCAAUCCAAUGUCAAAACAGUAAUAUCCGAUCAAGAAAUGCCUCGCAAUGACCUUGAUUUAUUUUUAAAAGGACAUAAUCAACCUGUAUCAAAUAAUCUUGCAAGUGAAAAAUUCAUUAUGACCAGUAAGCUUGGAGCUACGAUGUUGGAAAAUACAAGCACAAUACGUCGCACCAAAGAUGUGUCACCAAUAUCAACGAAUGGUGCUCGGCCAAAAUCUAUUAAUGAAGAAAAUGAUCAAGCGACAUUAGUGCAUAAUGAUAUUGAUCCUGAUUAUUUAACACUUUGGCAACAUCCUAUAAUAACUCUCAAUUAUUUUAUAAAAGAACUAUUUUUUGAUUGCCUUAGUUUUGCAAGAAAAACUCUUCAAUACAAAAAAACCGUAUUUUGUAUAGUAGCUUUUAUUACCUUAUUUUUUGUAUUAGGUAGACUAUCUGGGCCACAGCAACAGAUUUUUAAAGCUUGGGAAGCUCAAGUAAUAUGGUGGCUCUAUUGGAUAGGCUUGGGGGUUCUUUCAAGCGUUGGUCUUGGAACAGGAUUACAUACAUUUGUUUUAUAUUUGGGACCACAUAUAGCAGCAGUGACAAUGGCAGCAUAUGAAUGUGGAACUCUGAAUUUUCCAGAACCUCCGUAUCCUGAUCAAAUAAUAUGUCCAACAACUAUUGAUGUAACUUGGACAGUAGGUAUAUUGAAUAUAAUGAGAAAAGUGCGCAUUGAAGCAAUGAUGUGGGGAGCUGGAACUGCUCUUGGAGAAUUACCACCCUAUUUCAUGGCCAGAGCUGCACGUACUAGUCGACAAAGUAGCAAAGAUCAAGAAGAACUCAAAGAAUUAGAGGCACUUGAAGCACUCGAGAGUGGAGAAAAUAUCCCAAUUGUUAUGCGUGCAAAAUUAGCCAUGAAGCAUUUUGUUCAGAAAGCUGGAUUUUUGGGUAUCCUCGCUUGUGCAUCAAUUCCUAAUCCCUUAUUUGAUCUUGCUGGUUUAACCUGUGGUCAUUAUCUUAUACCAUUUUGGACAUUCUUUGGUGCCACUCUUAUAGGAAAAGCUAUUGUUAAAAUGCAUAUUCAGCAAUUAGCUGUAAUUAUAGCGUUCAAUGAAGAAUUGUUAGAUAAAGCAAUUGGUUUUUUGGCAUACAUACCUGUAGUAGGUACAAAAUUUCAAGAACCAUUGAAAAAGUAUCUUGUUGAGCAAAAACGAAAACUACAUGACAAAUCGGCAGUUGAGUCAUCAACAACUAUUUCAUGGUUAUUUGAUAAAUUUGUUAUGCUUAUGGUGUGUUAUUUCUUAGUAACAAUUAUACAUGCGCUUGCACGUAAUCAUCAUCGAAGACGCACAAAAUUAUCCACUGAUUGACCAAUGAUUAAAUUAGAUUAAAUUAUUCACUAAACAAAUUCUACAGGGCAUGAGCCACCAUGCACUAAAAGAAACAACGCAAUUGCGGAGAAAUAAUUAAAUAUCUGCUCCGAUCUUGCCUCGAUGUAAAAAUAAUUAUAAUCAAAUCAAGUCCUCCAAUCAAGUUGGUGCAUUACAGAAGCAUCCAUAAUAUUAUUGAAUAUUCCAAUUGAUGUAUUGUUUUUGACCUGAAUUGUUUUGCUUAACAAGGGCCAUUGUAAGUUUUUGUAAUUGUGCAAGUGCUUCUUGUGAUUAAAGGAUAUUAUUGGAUUUUAUUGCAAGUUAUUUGUUAUAACGAGGUUUAAGGUCAAAUACUCUUUCUGUCUUUGGACCAUAUGUUUUUAAUUAUAUAAUACCUGAGAUGCAGAUUAUACAAAUUGGGCGAACGCUUCUUAACCAUUAAAAUAUUUUAAAUGUAAUUGUAAUUUUUUGUGUGCACCUAAUAUGGAUUAGAAUCGUUCGCAUAAUUUUUAUUUAUGCACUAGCUCUUGAUAGUAUAUUUUUUUUUUGCUAAUGUGACGUGUUGCGCGUGAGUUAGCUGAUUACAUUCCAUAAUCUCAAAUAAAGCACGCGUAAUGAACUAAUUAUAUUCUGAAAAUGUAAUGAAAAUUGUCUGCGAAGUUAUGUUAAUUCUUUAUCACUGUUACUUGUUUACAAUCACAUGUUAUUUUUGUCAUGCCCUUACAACUCAUCUGAAAAGGAGCGUUUCAUAUUUGAGAUAGCGAUUGUGUCAACAAUUAUAUUUUGUAAGUUGAGUGGUUAUGUACAUUGAUAAAGAAACUCCUGUUCCUUUAAAUAAAUUUCUACACCUUUGCAAAUAUA